GAGAGCAAGUGAAAACAGAAGCCGCAGCGGGCAGCGGCCCAGGCAGAAAUAGCUCCCGCGAUUCACCCGAGCCUUCCCAGGCCCCGGUCCCGGCUCCCGCACCUCGCGCGCCCUCGUCCCGACCGCCGUGGAGGCGGCGGCGGGAGGCAGCGGGCUCGCCGAGACCGUACUCCCGCACCCCGCGGAAGGCUGCGCGGCGCCCGCGCGGUUCAGCGCCCCCUGCGGUCGGCGCGGGCUCUCGGCGGGGCAGCGAUCGCGGCGGUCGGCGAUGUCAGGGCGCGCUCGGCUCGGCGUGGCCCGGGAGGCCCUGGGCGCCUGGCUGCUGGGCGGCCUCUGCUUCUGGGCGCUGGGCGGCCUCUGCGGCCUGGGGGCGGCGGCGCCGGGGGCGGGGGUCGGGGGCGCCCCGGGGACUCCGCGCCCAUGCCAGGCGCCGCAGCAGUGGGAGGGCCGCCAGGUUCUGUACCGGCAGAGCAGCGGGCGCAACAGCCGCGCCCUGCUCUCCUACGACGGGCUCAACCAGCGCGUGCGGGUGCUGGACGAGCGAAAGGCGCUGAUCCCCUGCAAGAGAUUAUUUGAAUAUAUUUUGCUCUAUAAGGAUGGAGUGAUGUUUCAGAUUGAACAAGCCACCAAGCAGUGCUCCAAGAUCAGCCUGACGGAGCCCUGGGACCCUCUAGACAUUCCUCAGAAUGCCACGUUUGAGGACCAGUACUCCAUAGGGGGGCCCCAGGAGCAGAUCACUGUCCAGGAGUGGUCCGACAGAAAGUCCGCUAGAUCGUAUGAAACCUGGAUCGGCAUUUAUACCGCCAAAGAUUGUUAUCCUGUCCAGGAAACCUUCACCAAAAAUUACAGUGUGAUAUUGUCCACGCGGUUUUUCGACAUACAACUGGGCAUUAAAGACCCCUCCGUGUUCAUCCCACCGAGCACCUGUCAGACGGCCUGGGCCGAGAGGAUGAGCGAGGACUGCUCCUGGUAGGCCUGUGAGCGCCCAAUAGCUCCAGAGGGAUUGGAGGCUUUUGAGAAGCGAGAACCUUCACUGGAGAGAAAUACCAUAAUUGUAGGAAGAGAAACAUCAGUCUGGGGUUCUCUGUACAUAGGAUUUUGACUCCUCAAGCUAUGUUUACAGAGCGCUGGUGCAGCCAGUGGGGGAGAUGUGUUUUCCAUGCUUGCAGGUGGAUCUGGGCACGGGGGCAGACGUGGGCGAGGGGCGGUAGAGAACGGAAAAGACACCUGCCUUGGCAGGGAAGAGGGUUUCAUUACUGGUGUGACCAAGAAUUACUGGAUUGCUGCCAUGUGCCACGUGAUAAUAAAAUGCAGAACCGGUUUGGUCCCUUUCAUGAUAAAGUUUUCCGUUUUCUCUAGAGAGUGGCCCCAAUAUUGCUGGCACCAGGUGGCAACGGCUCCCCCUGCCCAGCCUCCCACCCCCUUUGCCACUGCAAAGUAGUUCCUUAAAAUCCCUUCCAGACUUAAGAGCUUUAUGGUAUGUCCCGAUUGAUGUAAAUUUUGGGAGGAAAUGAAAGGCUCCAAUACAAAAUAAUUAUUCCUCAAAGAGACAUUUUAAAUAAGAGGGUUUGGAAAUCUUAAUGUCUCUACCUGGGUAAGCGUGAGCCGUGUAUGGGUCCUUUUCUCUAUGCAAGACUAUUGCUGUAUGUGCCGAAUCAUCACAUAUUUGUCGGGGAACCUAGAAAGACAGUAUUCUAAAAAUAGCGCUGCACUAGGAGUCGGGAGACUAUUGUCUUCAGAAUCCAGGACUGGAAUUCCUCCGUACUUGAUCGCCUUUGAUGCACUAACUGCACUAUGCUUUCCCUCACCCGAGCCUUCUGGGGCAGUCUGGCAAGCUGUCUAUGUGACUUCUACUCAUCCUUCCCAGGUCAGCUCACACUUGACCUUCAGAGAGCGGUUCCCAGGCCCAGGCUGGGUGCACUCUGUAGCUUAAGCAUGCUGUUCUCAUCAUAUGUAUUAGGAUGUGUGCGAAUUCCCUGCUUACUGGACGCUGUUGCCCACGAGCCUGGCCCUGAGCAACCUGAGUACGGGUACCACGUUCUGUUUACUUGUAUAUGUCCAGCGCCAAGGAAGUGCCUGGCACACACUCAGUGCCCUAACCGUUUGUAGAGUGAGAACGCCAGUCUCUCCGGUCGUUAGUUGCCUCAUCUAUCCAAGGGUUGGGUUUGCUGGUCUCUAGGGAGACUCCUAGUAAUAAAAUUUAUUAUUCUAGAUUCUUCUACUGUUGUGUUUCAUCUGGCUAUAAUCUGUUACUAGGAGAAAUGUAUGACAUCUAUAUCGCGUGGAAAACAAUCUGUAUGACUCACAGUUUAUUUCAAUAAACACGUUUGAUUGCA
Messenger RNA from Lutra lutra (Eurasian river otter), 2336 nucleotides. It is a transcript of the gene EPDR1, whose product is annotated as ependymin related 1. The coding region runs from base 269 to 973 and encodes 234 amino acids. NCBI's taxonomy places the organism in Eukaryota, Metazoa, Chordata, Mammalia, Carnivora, Mustelidae. The transcript has 3 exons. Gene Ontology annotation, cellular component: extracellular region; lysosome. Gene Ontology annotation, molecular function: calcium ion binding. Gene Ontology annotation, biological process: cell-matrix adhesion. The record is from RefSeq and is a predicted model, not a curated record.